Messenger RNA from Thlaspi arvense, 765 nucleotides. NCBI's taxonomy places the organism in Eukaryota, Viridiplantae, Streptophyta, Magnoliopsida, Brassicales, Brassicaceae. The record is from the annotation of a GenBank genome assembly.
AUGAGCGGCUUUGUUUCACAGAUUCCAUCUAUGGCGCUUCUCGGAUCCGGCUUCACCAGCGAGCUUCUGUGGAUGAUUGGUAUUUUGGAUUACUUUCUGUAUCCGAUUGGAGAAGCGGAUGUUUUCAAAUUUGAUGUAUACAUGAUUUGGAUUGAGGGAUAUAAUUGUGUUAUCGCAGGUUGGGUUACGUGUAUUGCUUUCUCCACUUGGUUCCAAUAUCGUACUUCGCACAGCAUGGAAACUUUUGCUGUAUUACCUGAAUCUUGUUUCCUCAGCUGUUCCAUUGGCAUCGGGUUGCCUGUGUACUCCACUUUCAAGGCAAUAGAGAGCAGAGAUGAGAAUGAGCAACGAAAAUGGCUUAUUUACUGGGCAGCUUAUGGUUCUUUCAGCCUUGUUGAAGUGUUCACGGACAAGCUCAUUUCUUGGUUCCCGCUGUAUUAUCAUGCGAAGUUUGCGUUUCUUGUCUGGCUUCAACUUCCCACCAUCGAGGGAGCUAAACAAAUAUAUAACCACCACCUUCGUCCUUUUCUCAUACGACACCAAACUAAAGUGGAUCGCCUUGUGGAUGGAGCAUAUGAGGAAAUGGUCAAAGUCGUUAGGUCACACCAAGGAGAAAUACGGUUUGUGCGAUCAAUGAUAGUCAAAAUCUUGGGAUCAGGCAAUGAAGUUGCAACACCAAGACAACGACAAGGAGAAAUCACAAGCAUUAGCCCCGAACCGGCAACAAACCGAGACUCAGAAUCUGAAUCCGAUCACGAAGACUAG